AUGCUCCGCGGGCAGCCGGGUUUCCGGGUGUGGGCCCUGGGGCCGACGCACUGUGGGAGCCGGCAGAGAGCUGAGGGAGGCGCCUUGCGGCGGAGCCUGUCCCCCGGUGCAGAGGAGGCUUCCCGGUCCGAUGUGAGCGGGAGCCACGCUCGCACCAUGAGGCUCCGGCUCUGUGCGCUGGUCCCUGCCCUCCUGCUGCUGCUGCUGUGGGCGCCCGCACUCGGGGCGCUCCAACACCCGCCGCGCCCAGCGGAGCAGCGCCUCGAGAGGCUUGAAUCCGUGCUCUCAGAUUAUGACAUCCUCUCUCUGUCGAAUAUCCAGCAACACUCAUUAAGGAAAAGGGACCUCCAGCCAGAAUCGCAUAUAGAGAGACUCUUAAGUUUUUCAGCCUUGCGUAGGCACUUUAAAUUAUACCUAACGUCAACGGCUGAACACUUUUCUGAAAACUUUCAAGCACUAAUAGUGGACGGUAAAGGCAAGGAAAAGGAGUAUCAUGUACAAUGGCAAGAAUUCUUCACUGGACAUGUAGUUGGUGAACACAAUUCCAAGGUUAUAGCGCACAUAGGUGAUGAAGACUUUACUGUAAGAAUCAACACUGAUGGCGAAGAAUACAAUGUAGAGCCACUUUGGAGGUAUAUAGAUAAUACUCAAGAUGAAAGACUCUUGGUGUACAGAUCUGAAGAUAUUAAGGAUUUCUCACGUUUACAGUCCCCCAAAGUGUGUGGCUAUUUAAAACGUAAGGAGGAAGAAUUACUGCCCGAAGGACUACAGGGCAGCCAUUUAAAUGAAGUGAACAUCCUUCGGGAGAAAAGAGCCAUUGCAGACCACUCCAAGAACACAUGCAAGAUAUUAGUGGUGGCAGAUCAUCGCUUCUUCAAGUAUAUGGGCCGCGGGGAGGAAAGCACAACUAUUAAUUACUUAAUUGAAUUAAUAGACAGAGUGGAUGACAUCUAUCGAAAUACCUCUUGGGACAACGGAAACCUGAAAGGAUAUGGCAUACAAAUAGAGCAGAUUAUUGUCCACAAUGAAUCAAGUGUUGUGAUGCCUGGGAAAAAACAUUAUAACAUGGCAAAAAAUCAGCCAAAUGAAGAGAAGGAUGCUUGGGAGGUGAAGACACUGCUGGAGCAAUUUAGCUUUGAUAUAGCUGAGAAAGCAGCUCAUGUGUGCCUUGCUCAUCUCUUUACGUACCAAGAUUUCGAUAUGGGAACACUUGGACUAGCUUAUGUUGGAUCUCCCAGGCCUAACACCCAUGGUGGAAUUUGCCCAAAGGCUUAUUAUAGUCAACCUGCCAAAAAAAACAUCUAUUUGAACAGCGGCUUAACCAGCACAAAGAACUAUGGCAAAACUAUCCUCACAAAGGAAGCAGACUUGGUUACUACUCAUGAACUGGGACACAACUUUGGAGCAGAGCAUGAUCCAGACAGUCUGCCGGAAUGUGCCCCCACUGAAGACCAGGGAGGGAAAUAUGUUAUGUAUCCAAUUGCUGUGAGUGGCGAUCAUGAAAACAAUAAGAUGUUCUCAAGCUGCAGUAAACAAUCCAUCUGUAAGACCAUUCAGAGCAAGGCCCAGGAAUGUUUCAAAGAGCGCAACAAUCAAGUAUGUGGGAACUCCAGAGUGGAUGAAGGUGAGGAAUGCGAUCCUGGCCUUUUGAACAGGCAUGCUGAUCCCUGCUGCUCUGCUGAAUGUAAACUGAAACAAAAUGCCAAGUGCAGUGAUCGGAACAGCCCCUGUUGUAAAGGUUGCCAGUUUGAAAGCGCUCAGAAGAAAUGCCAGGAAGCCAUAAAUGCUACUUGUAAAGGAGAGUCCUAUUGCACUGGGAACAGCAGUGAUUGCCCGCCCCCUGGGAAUGCGCCGGAUGACACGAUCUGCGUGGAUUUGGGCAAGUGCAAAGAUGGAGAAUGUGUUCCAUUCUGCAUGAGGGAGAAGAAACUGCAAUCGUGUGCCUGUAAUGAAACGGACAAUUCCUGCAAGGUUUGCUGCCGGGACGAGCAUGGCAAGUGCAGUCCGUACGUCGAUGCCAGCCAGCAGUUCCUGUACUUACGGAAAGGAAAGCCCUGCACUGUGGGAUUCUGUGACAUGAAUGGCAAAUGUGAGAAGCAAGUGCAGGAUGUGAUUGAACGAUUUUGGGAUUUCAUCGAUCAGCUUAGCAUCAAUACUUUUGGGAAAUUCCUUGCAGACAAUAUAGUGGGCUCCGUACUUGUGUUUUCCUUGCUAUUUUGGAUUCCUCUCAGUAUUCUUGUCCAUUUUGUGGACAAGAAAUUGGAUAAACAGUAUGAAGAGAACACAAAAUCUCUAUUUUGUCCCAGUAAUGUUGAGAUGCUCAGUAGUAUGGACUCAGCAUCUGUUCGAAUUGUCAAGCCAUUUCCUACUGCACAGUCAACAAGCCGACACCAGCCACUGCAGCCCAUCACAGCAAUGCCUGUAGUAGCUGCAGCACCAAAACUGGACCACCAAAGAAUGGACACUAUUCAGGAGGACCCAAGUAUUGACUCUCAUGUUGAUGAAGAUUGCUUUGAGAAGGACCCUUUCCCAAAUAGUAGCUCAGCUGCUAAAUCUUUUGAGGAUCUUACAGACCAUCCUGUCACUAGGAGUGAGAAAGCAUCAUCCUUUAAACUACAGCGCCAAAAUCGAGUAGACAGCAAAGAAACCGAAUGCUAG
Molecule: messenger RNA, 2658 nt
Organism: Emys orbicularis (European pond turtle)
Lineage: Eukaryota; Metazoa; Chordata; Testudines; Emydidae
Gene: ADAM17
Product: ADAM metallopeptidase domain 17
Biological process (GO): membrane protein ectodomain proteolysis; Notch signaling pathway
Cellular component (GO): plasma membrane
Molecular function (GO): metalloendopeptidase activity
Source: RefSeq, a predicted model, not a curated record